This is a messenger RNA of Dibothriocephalus latus, 1155 nucleotides long. The record is from the annotation of a GenBank genome assembly. NCBI's taxonomy places the organism in Eukaryota, Metazoa, Platyhelminthes, Cestoda, Diphyllobothriidea, Diphyllobothriidae.
AUGGCUCCUUCCAAACAAUGUGCGAACUUCGAUAACCUCAGUAUGGAUGCUGCGGAGGAGGAGCCGGUCAUUGACAUCCUUCUCGAAAAAAAGAAGACACAGCCUGCGCCCUCAGCCGUUGAGCGAACAGCAGUAUUUGAUCACCAUCAGUUUUGUACAUCAGCGGAUGCUGAGAAAAAUGAUACCAUCACUGACGAGACCCUUGUUGAUGUCCUGAAUAAGGCUACCGUCGAUCAGUUGACACGAUUAGCUGCCUCAAAGUUGGCCAGCAGGCUUUCCCUGUGGGAUUUCCUGAUUCUGCGCUGCAAAGUUGCCGCAACACCCGAUGCCGUCCUUGCCCUCUUUCUGCUGGAGUUCUUGGUGUUUGUGCGAUGUGUUCAGGACUUUUUACGGCAUCAGCUGGACCGCACAGAGGCGAGCUUCCCGUUAUUUUCUCCUGUCAGGGAUAGCCGAUGGGGUAAACAACAGACCGCGCUGGCGUCUGCCGACGAAAACAACGUUGAUGGGUCACAAUCCUCCCGUCGGACUCAGAACACGCCUCAUCCAUCCUCUUCACCAACUUUCCCGGCCCGACAUCAAGAGGACGUUGCGACCUCGGCACAGUCUCAGCCCUUCGUCAAGGUUUAUUGUGGUUUUGUUCAGAUCGAAACGACAGAACAGGUGGUCAUUCUUGGCCUAGCGCGCGGCACCUACAAGUACCGCCUUCCGUUGGACUUUGAGAAACCGACUGCUGCUGCUCACUCGAUAGCAUUGCUUCAGAUGGACACUCCUACUUCAACAAGACCGCACCCAACUGUCACUUAUGGCCGCAGCACUCGACGUUGUGUCUCCAAGACGUCGCAUACCGCCGGGGCAAUGGCUGUGUCCAACCGAUUGUCCUCGUCGUCACAGUCACCGACUGUGAUGAAGCACCCAGCGCCGUCACAACCGUUCACCGAAGAGUCUGUCGUCCCACAUACUGUCGAUCAAUCGCUACCGUCCACGCAUCCCGCCUCUCGGAUUCUGCUCCCCCAAAAUCCGCCCUGGAUCAUUCUCAGAGACACCGACACAUGGGGAGCCCCUUGUCAUCUGAUCCUGGCAGGAUUAUUCCCCAACCUUCGGCGUCUCCGUAUCAAUUAUCUCUACGGACUGGGCACAUUUGAAUCGCUAGAGUAA